CCCAUCUGAAUUUCAACCAUAACCUAUUCAUAGAGCAAAGAGGGACAGGCGGCAGGGUUUUCUACUUUUCUUCCUCGAUAUAACGCUAAAAAUUUGGGCAAGAAGCCAAAAAGGCUGAAGUUGCUUCGAUUCGAUAUUGCUCCUGAGGAUCCAAUCUGAAAUUCUGCUGACGAAAAGCAGAGAUGGGAGAGAGAAAAGUGUUGAACAAAUACUACCCGCCAGACUUCGAUCCGGCGAAGAUUCCGCGGCGGCGACAGCCGAAGAACCAACAAAUCAAGGUUCGCAUGAUGCUCCCCAUGAGCAUCCGCUGUGGCACCUGUGGAAAUUACAUCUAUAAGGGUACCAAAUUUAAUUCCCGCAAGGAGGAUGUCAUCGGAGAGACCUAUCUCGGAAUCCAAAUUUUUAGGUUCUAUUUCAAAUGUACUAAAUGCUCAGCUGAAAUAACAUUCAAGACGGAUCCACAGAAUUCUGAUUAUAUUGUUGAGUCUGGUGCAAGUAGAAAUUAUGAACCUUGGCGUGCAGAGGAUGAGGUAAUAGAUGAAGAAAAAAAGAAAAGGAAUGCUGAAGAGAUGGGAGAUGCCAUGAAAUCGCUGGAGAAUAGAACUUUGGACUCAAAGAGAGAAAUGGAUAUCCUAGCUACUUUAGACGAAAUGAAGUCUAUGAAGUCGAGACAUGCAACUGUGAGCGUAGAUGCAAUGCUUGAAGCUUUGCAACACUCAAAUGAGGCAAAGGAAAGGAAGUUGGAAGAAGAGGAUGAAGCUCUUAUAAAGGCUGUGUUCAAGGGACCACGAGAGCCUACUGUUCUACGAAGGAUUGAUGAUGAGGAUAUUGAUGAUGACAAUGAUGAUGAUUUGCCCAUGUUUUCAUCUGACAAAGGAGGAAGAUCUGCUGAUCAUUUUAAGGUUUAGUACUUAUCUUGCCCAUCUUGUUGAGUUUUGCCCUUCGUAAAUUCUAUGUUUCUCUUUUCACUCAGACUUAAGUGGGCAAAGGAGAAACUAAAUAAAUAAAUUGAGGUAAAGCAUCUCUCAGAAAAAAGUGUUGAGGAAAACAAAUUCCUGGGUCUUCCACCUACUCAGAACUUUUGGAGGAAAGAAUACUUACAAUGACAACUAACCAUUUAUCAUCUUGUUGUGAAGCAAUGUGCUCUAAAUGUGGAGGUAUCUGUGUCUCUAUUUGAAAAAGUCAAUGUCGAUCAUACUUUUUUGGUUGAACAUGCAGAAAAUGGAGCAAUGCUGAUGAUAUAAAAAUGUGCUAUAGCAACUUUUUUCUAUUUCAUGAAGUACAUAACAUGGGCCAGAAUAUGAAUGCUAUCAAGUUGUAAAUUGCAAUCUUUUUUGAUCUGCCUAUUGCUAUGUUUUUGGUAAUUUAACUAGCUAUAUUUAGUAUCUUUUGGUGAAAGAAAUCAUUAAUCUGAAGACAGAAUACAAUCAUUAAUUUCAUUACAGGAUCUGGACAACCUGUAGAUGUGGAAUUAAAUUAUCCCUGCCAAUCCAUGAUAUAUGAAUGAGGGAUUUAUAAAUAUAUCCCCCUUAUCUUAAUCUUAUUUUAGAGCUCUUUAAAACUAAAUUUCAUAAAUCUAGAAAAUUGGGACAAGAACAAGUUAGAUACAUGGUAACUAUUGCCACUUUCUUGAUGCUUGAUGGGGAUUCAGUAUCAAACCUCUGUGCACGAUGUGAAAUAUUUAAAUGAGAAUUUGAAUGUCUACUGACCAGAUAAUGUUUGUAAGCACACCU
This is a messenger RNA of Olea europaea var. sylvestris, 1733 nucleotides long. RefSeq names its product coiled-coil domain-containing protein 94-like. The record is from RefSeq and is a predicted model, not a curated record. Lineage: Eukaryota; Viridiplantae; Streptophyta; Magnoliopsida; Lamiales; Oleaceae. Gene Ontology annotation, biological process: mRNA splicing, via spliceosome. Gene Ontology annotation, cellular component: U2-type catalytic step 1 spliceosome. Bases 183 to 908 code for a protein of 241 amino acids. The transcript is spliced from 7 exons.